Messenger RNA from Vanessa atalanta (red admiral), 666 nucleotides. RefSeq lists its product as uncharacterized. The record is from RefSeq and is a predicted model, not a curated record. The transcript is spliced from 2 exons. The annotation marks the transcript as partial. NCBI's taxonomy places the organism in Eukaryota, Metazoa, Arthropoda, Insecta, Lepidoptera, Nymphalidae.
AUGGUUAGUUUUGAUGUCCAGUCAUUGUUUACCUGCUUACCCAUACAAGACUGCAUCGAAAUUGUCAAGAGGAAGCUACAGACACACAACAUGCCUAUUGAAUAUGCAGAGCUGUUACAUCACUGCCUCACAUCUGGUUAUUUAUUGUGGAAUGAUGAAUUCUAUGUACAAGUUGACGGAGUAGCCAUGGGUUCCCCAGUAUCCCCCGUGGUCGCUGAUUUAUUCAUGGAAGACCUAGAGGAGAGGGCUCUUCGCUCCGGACCAAUAACACCUAGGUUUUAUAAACGGAAACCCACACACACCAAUAAAUACCUCAAUGGUGACUCGCACCACCACCCUAGUCAGUUAGCUACCGUUGGCAAAUCUUUGUUUCAGAGAGCCCACCAUCUCUGCGAUGCUGAACACCUAGAGGACGAGCUACUUCAGGUCAAGCUUGCACUCCACCAGAACAAGCUGCCCGUGCCUCGCCUGCAUCGCAGAAACCGUAUCAAGCCACCCACAGUUGAGCGACAACCUGCAUUUCUACCAUAUGUGAAGGGAGUUACACAUAGGAUUGGCAAUAUCUUGAAGCGAGCUUCGAUUAAAACCAUUUACAAACCUCAUAAGAAAGUGAGCCAGUUCUUGAGACCUAUCAAGAGUAAUAUCCCUUUACAAACUGCGGGAGUA